This is a messenger RNA of Orbicella faveolata, 1101 nucleotides long. RefSeq lists its product as uncharacterized. Gene Ontology annotation, biological process: homophilic cell-cell adhesion. NCBI's taxonomy places the organism in Eukaryota, Metazoa, Cnidaria, Anthozoa, Scleractinia, Merulinidae. The record is from RefSeq and is a predicted model, not a curated record. Gene Ontology annotation, molecular function: protein binding; calcium ion binding. Gene Ontology annotation, cellular component: extracellular region; membrane.
UUAAGCUUUUAGCUUGCCAUAGGUGAAUGUUGUGCCAAUGAUUCAUAUGUGUUAAAUACAUGUAUCUACGUUAUCUCUACAGCAUCUAGAGAUGACGAAGCUACAUCACCUUCAACUCCACCUAAUAACCCACAGACCAUCUCUAGAGUCCUUGCACUUUUAAACUCCUUCAAAAAGCAGUUGGCUUUGAAGAGUAAAACUCUUAAAAAAACCUGAGACCACAAUUAGAAAAAACUAGUGAUAUAAAAAAGUCUUUGGUGGAACUUGACCAUUUCUAGCUGUUGUUGUAAGAAACAAUCUAACGAGAUAACAAGUAAUGAUAACUCAUAAAAAGUUUUCUUGCUUGUGGUUGGUAGGUCUGUGGAUCAGAAUGAGAUUGUCAGCCUCACUGUUCCUAACAUGCGACCUUUCUUUGGAAAAGACUCGCAGCUUGUUCACUUGAAUGUAAGCAACAACGAAAUCUCAACUAUUUCUACUGGAGCAUUCUCCAACUUAAUCCAUCUUCAAGUUCUUGAGUUACACAUGAAUCAUUUGAAAACCAUCGGUGCUUAUGUGUUUUAUGAAAUACCAGAGCUGUUACAUCUGGAUCUCCGAGGGAACCAUUUGCAAAUCAUUACAGCAGAAUCGUUCAGUAGUCCAUUUAAAAAUCUUCCAAAGCUGAAAGUGUUGAUUUUAAUGCAACAACAAAGUCCCUACCAGACAACAUAUGUGAUGCACAAUGCCUUCAAAAACCUGCCUGCUUUGGAAGAUCUAUGGUUGAAUGACAAUCUGUUGACAAAUUUUCCUCAUCCAGCUUUAUCACAGUCAUCUUCACCAUUGCCAUCUCUUUUAUACCUGCAUUUAGAAAAUAAUGCUAUUACUUCGUUGUCAAGUUUCACCAGUUCAGAGUUCUCACCUUUACUUGAAGAUCUUCACGCCGCUCAGCAAAGUGUUCAUAAACCAUUUGAAAGAAUCACUACCUUGCAACGAUUAUUUCUCCACAAUAAUGAAAUAUCAAGUGUUCAAGAGGAGGAUCUGUGGAUGCUUGACAAUGUUCAACAGUUGUAAGUUGAACAACUAAUGUCAUGGUUACACAUCUUCACAUCUGUUACAUUCACACUC